AUGCUCCUCCCUGUAGACGUCUGCCACGGGUAUGACUAUCUUUUCGUGCCUGAGCACGCCGGCGACGUCCAAGAGCUGGAUGCGUGGCACCAUGACGAGGGAGUUGAUAUGUGGCGACCGCCCACGCAUGGUGUAAUUUUGCGGCAUCUGGUUGAAGCUGAGCCUCGAGAUUUCCAGUCCGGCGGCGUUGACGCAGCUGCAGUGCAGACUGAAGGGCGCGGUCAGCGAGUCCUCGGCCUUGAGGUCACGGAUGCCGCCAUCGUCGUGGUGCCAGUAAGCCUUGAGCCCUGUAGGAAAAGGGACGACCGCGGUCCUGUUGGCGUUGAAGGCGAGCUUAUUGCAAUCCUGCGGAACCAGCUGCUCGCCAGCCUCGCAGUGGAUGCGCGCAAUGUCCGACACGUCAGCGAAAUACUGGCUCACCCUCACUGGUCGCUGCGAGGCAUCCGGCUGAGCAUACACGGGCACGAUUUCAUGCCGCGGUCCGUACGACAGUGUAACCUUGAUGGUGGAGAUUACAUUCCUCUCGGGCCUGGCGCCCCUGUGCAGACAGCGGAAGUAGAGCGAUACAGGAUCUCUGCCAGCGGCUCCCGCCUCCGACUGCGACACCUUGUGCUGUAUGGACACCACUCCGUCAGACUGCAACACGCUGUCGACUUUCACCAACUCGGUGUCCACUACCGACCCGAGUCGCACCGUGCUGUACACCAGCCUGUUGUCCUCCACUGUGCGCGUGAGCGCCUCCGCAUCCGGUCUCUCCGGGAUGAAGGUGGAGAUCCGCCCCGAGAUAUCCCAGCCUCCGAGGAGAGCCACGCUGACUGGGCGCAGCAGCUCCACGGGAUACACCGGGAAGAGGAUUUCCAGCGAGCUGCCGGGGUACAGCAUCACGUCGCACCAGUCGCCGACAAUGGGCCUCGACACGUGCUGCGCCAGCUUCUGACCGAGAUCGCAGACGUAGUUCUUUCGGCUCCUUAUUUCGAUUUUCGCGGUCGCCUGCUUCGUCGACACGUCCACGCAUCGGCAGUACCCGGAGAAGGUGGACGAGAUGCUGAGACGGUCGUAGCGCAUGAUAAGCACGGUGCCGCCUUCGCGUUCCUCGGAGCUCACCUCGACCUUGAAGGGCAGCGUAGCUAUCCGAUCAGUGUAGCCGUAGUACAGCGAGAGUGGGCAGUUGGCAGGCUCUAUCCUGCCCUUGCAGUAGAAGCCGACGUCGGGAGUCUCCAUCACGUCCACGAUGCACGACCGCUCACUCGACACUCCGCCCGAAGCGUCCAUUAUGAAGGGUACACUCGAACUGCCGCAGCCAGUGUAUGCUCGCCGCACGCUGCUCAGCGUCACCCGCACUAUGCCCAACAGUGGCGCACUCCGCUCCCCGCUCUCGCCGGAGGGGCAGCUUGUUCUCUCGCCCUCCUGCUCCGACAUCGACAUUGA
This is a messenger RNA of Babesia ovata, 1428 nucleotides long. RefSeq names its product aICARFT IMPCHase bienzyme, putative. The transcript has a single exon. Lineage: Eukaryota; Apicomplexa; Aconoidasida; Piroplasmida; Babesiidae. The record is from RefSeq and is a predicted model, not a curated record. Bases 1 to 1428 code for a protein of 475 amino acids.